AAAUCUAAAACUUUUUCUUAACUUGCAACAUUAAGAGUUUUUACAGAGGUAUAAAAUAGUCACUUAAAAAUAUUGAGACAAAAUGGCGGAAAUGAAGAUAGAGAAGUGCAGCUGAUGCACCGUACGCGUGUCAAUUGAGCAAAUGAAUAACAAUUCUGAUUCACCAUCGUUAUAUACUUCAUUGAGCCCGGAUGUGACCAUCGCUUUAGCGGGAUGUUUUAUUUCAAUUAGCAUUUUAGGGAUAACAUUUAAUGCAAUUUUGAUAUUAAUAAUUUUAGUAAACAAAAACUUACACACUGUUGUGAAUAUUUUUAUUGUAAAUCUUGCAAUUGCAGAUAUUAUCACUGCUGUCACAGUAGUUCCGUUUGAUGCUGAUUACAUGUUAAAAGGUUAUUUUCCGUAUGGAACUUUUUUGUGUGCCUUUAAAGAAACCAUGUUUUUACUAUCACUUCCUUCAUCGGUUGUUAAUUUAUUGUUAUUGACAUUUGAAAGAUUCACUUUUGCUGUUUUCCCCUUUAAAAAUGCUUGUUACUUUACUAAAAAAAACACAUUGAUAAUGAUAAUUGCUGGCUGGAUUUACACUGUCAUGGCAGCUUUGUUCCCAAUAUUUUACAAUGGUACUUCUUCUAUUAAAGUGACAAAUAAGUUGUGUUAUUUGUCGUUUCCUCGAACAUACGCUUUUUAUCAGAUUUUUGUCAAUUUUACAAUACCAGUUGUCAUAAUGGCAGCUUUAAAUACAAUUUUGUUUGCAAUUGUUCACAAGUAUAAAAAAAGUGUUCAAAAAAAUUUUGAAUUUAACAUUUCAAAUUCAAUAGAAAAUAGUGUUAACAACGGAAAACCGAUUUUAAUGCUAGUUGGAAUUUUUAUGUUUUGUUGGCUAACUUUCAUUGCAUUGGCUAGCUCUAAUUUAAUGUGUUCUGGUUGUCAUCCGAGAGUAUUGACUUGGUUUGGUAAUGUAAUAAAUUACACGAGCAUUGUACUAAACCCUUUGGUUUAUGGUCUUUUUAACAAAUCAAUACGUAAAGUUUUUAUGCAAAAAAUAAACAAGACGUAUACCCGUAUAAACAAAACUAACUCAAAAUGUUUCCAAGAAAACUCUGAAUCAAAAGCAGAUACUUUAUUAUGAUGCUUUUGACUUGUGGCAACAAGUUUUUAUCUUUUUAUUUUAAACAAUUUCCGGUUUUAAAAUUUAA
Hydra vulgaris (swiftwater hydra) is the source of this 1193-nucleotide messenger RNA. Its product is annotated as D(1A) dopamine receptor. Gene Ontology annotation, molecular function: G protein-coupled receptor activity. The record is from RefSeq and is a predicted model, not a curated record. NCBI's taxonomy places the organism in Eukaryota, Metazoa, Cnidaria, Hydrozoa, Anthoathecata, Hydridae. Gene Ontology annotation, cellular component: plasma membrane. Gene Ontology annotation, biological process: G protein-coupled receptor signaling pathway.